Daucus carota subsp. sativus is the source of this 1378-nucleotide messenger RNA. RefSeq lists its product as uncharacterized. Bases 234 to 1145 code for a protein of 303 amino acids. NCBI's taxonomy places the organism in Eukaryota, Viridiplantae, Streptophyta, Magnoliopsida, Apiales, Apiaceae. The transcript is spliced from 3 exons. The record is from RefSeq and is a predicted model, not a curated record.
UAUAUCGGCCCUUUGUUGAAAUCACUAAUUUGUCUUUACCUUCCCUCACCCAACUCUCCGGUCCUCUUAAACAAAACACAACAAAAUUGUAAUAAAUCUACUCUUGUUCAGUCCCCAACUGACAGAUUUCUCAAUAAAUACAACACCUACAGCAAACAACUAUGUCUUCCCAUUUCUUGUUUUUUUUCUUGCACUGACAACUCAAAAUCUUGGCUCUUUUGUUUCAGCAUCCAAUGGCUUUCACAGCUUCUGUGACCAAACAGCUUGGAGACUUGCUUCAGGAACAACAGGAGCCUUUUGUCCUUGAGCUUUAUCUCAUCGAUAGAGGGUAUCGAAAAAAUGUGAUGCUUUCGAAGAGGAACAGAAUUUUCAGGAGGGCGUGUAGGAGCGAAGUGUUGUGCAGGAGGAGAAAAAUAAUUUCGAGGUGUUCGAGUGCUGUAAAGGCUUUGUUUGAAAUUCUUGGAGUGAAGAGAGGGAGCAGCAGAAAAAGUGCAGAGGGUACGUUUUCGCGAAAAGGCCAGCACAGGCAUGGGAAUUUACUCGAUGAUGAUGAGGGUGAUAUGGAUAGGAAGAUGAAGAAGAUUUCAGAAGACAGGAUGCAGCUCAGUCCUGUUUCAGUUCUUGAAGCAGCAUUGUCUAAUGAAGAGUCACCUGUUCAUAUAAUAGAUCAAACAAUUCAAAACACGGAGAUAUUGCGCGAAGAAGUCUCCAGUGACUCUAUCUACUCCGAUUCCUACGAAUCACUAGAAAAAUAUUUAUCAGGAAAAACAAGCGAGGUUUCUAAGCCUAAUUCACAUUCUCAACACACGAAAGUCACGUUAGCGUUGCUGCAAACGAAGCAGCUUCUGUUCGACUGUGUGAAGGAGGUUGUAGAGACUCAAAGAUUGAACAACAAGAGGCCCUGUGAGUUUAGAGAAGCUCUGGGAGCUGAGGCAUUUGGCAAGAGUUUGUGUGAGAAUAUUCUAAGAUGGACUACACAAUCUCUGAAUGCAAAUUACUCAAACCAGCUAUUUGAUAGAGACGUUUUGUGUUCAGCAGAAUGGAAUGUUUUUGAACAGGGGAAAGGAAUAAUAGGCAAGGAGAUUGCAGAUUGCAUUUUAGAAGAUAUUAGCGUUGACAUUGUAAUGGACUUGAUUAGAGUGUAAUUAUGAGUUUUAUAGAAGCUAAUUAAGAUACUUUUCAAGUCGCAUUCAGUCAUUCAUAGUUUUGGUCAAUUUCCAGCGUAUGUAUGUACUAGUUUUAUAGGUUGGGCAUUAAAUUUUAAGUCGUACAAGGCUAAGGAUUCAUGUGCUGAAUACAUUCAGGAAAUCCCGGGCAUCAGGCCACGUUAUUGGAAUUAUUCAGACCUUUCUUUGCAAUAAAAUGAUUAAUCACGAUU